GUAGCCCUCUGUUGUUCUUCUAAGCCCUUCAGAUUUGUGAUUUGUUAGUGAUUUGGGGCUUGUAAUUUUGAGAUGAUCCAAUUAAGGUUGGAGCCCCGUUCUGCUCUAAGAAAUCCAUUGAACCAAUAGAAAUUCAAUUGUCGUCCUUUGGAGUGCCAAGGAUGAAGUCCCAUAUGCAUUCAAGGGGGAAAGUGGGCAGCCGGGUCAACCCACAGCAGGUGAUUUUCGAGCUUAAACAUCGGGUGGUUCUUGCUCUGAACAAGCUUGCAGAUCGAGACACAUACCAGAUUGGGGCUGAGGAACUGGAGAGAAUUGCUGAAGGAUUAAAUCCAGAACAGGCCGUACCAUUUCUUUCAUGUGUUAUCGAGACUGACUCAGAGCAGAAGAGUGCUGUUCGGAAGGAAUGCGUGAGGAUAAUGGGUACAUUAGCCAGGUUCCAUGGUGCGCUUCUGGGCCCUCACCUUGGGAAGAUGAUAGGCAGCAUUGUCAAACGCCUCAAGGAUCCGGAUUCUGCUGUGAAGGAUACCUGUGUGGAGACGGUGGGUGUUCUGGCUUCGAAGAUAAGCAACUGCAGUGGUGAAGGCGAUGGGCCUUUUGUUGCAUUAGUGAAGCCUCUGUUUGAAGCUCUGGGUGAACAGAACAGGCAGGUGCAGUCUGGCUGUGCAUUGUGUUUGGCUAAGGUCAUUGACACUGCCAAUGAUCCUCCAGUUGCACUUUUGCUGCGGAUGUUGACUCGCAUCAUCAAGUUGCUUAAAAAUCAACACUUCAUGGCCAAGCCAGCACUCAUCGAGUUGAUUAGAAGCAUUAUUCAGGCAGGGGGUGCUUCAACUGGACAUGCGUUAUCUGCAGCAAUAACUAGCAUCCAGGAAACUCUUAAAAGCAAUGACUGGACAACACGAAAAGCUGCAUCUGUGGCAUUGGCAGGUCUUGCUGCAAGUUGCGGAUCUCUGCUGGUGUCUUUCAGGGCUUCCUGCAUUCUUUCACUUGAAUCCUGCCGAUUUGAUAAGGUUAAACCGGUUAGGGAUUCAGUUAUGCAAGCUAUACAGUAUUGGAAAAGUCUCCCAGGAUCCGAUUAUCCUGAACCUUCAGAAGCUGGAUCCUCAACAAAAGAAAAUUUCUGUGGAGGUGACUAUGCUGAUCUUACUAGUGCUAGUGAUGGUGGGUGGAAAGAUAACCCUCUAGGAAAAGUUUCUUCACGCUCUGCUGUAAGUGGCAUUUCUACCAGCUCAACGAAGAAAAGGACUCCUUUAGCUGUCAGGAAAACAUGUCUGAAUUAUGUGCAGAGUCCUCAUCAUUCUAAAACAAAUGAUUGGCAUAUUGAGAUAGCACUUCCAAAGACUCUUACUGUUUCUUUAGCUGAUGCCCAUAAUGAAGAAUCUGAGGGCAGUUGUGUUACUAAGACUUUUGAAAGAGCAAGUACAGAUGCAAAGAGGGUUCAAAAUACUGGGUAUGAUUAUGUGCCAAUGGAUGAUAAACCAGAGUGUUCUUCCAUGUCAGAUAUUGUAAGUGGUAGUUUUGAGACUAAGGAAGUGACAGUUGCCCAUAGCUGUCAUGAGGAGGGCAAUUCAUUGAAGGCAAUGGGGAUGAAUCAAAGGUCUCCAGCUGAAGAAAUUGAUACCGAAGAUCAUAUUAGUCUGCGAAGGAUGCAGGAGCGUAAGAGUCUUGAUUCAACAGUUACUGAAUUGAGCUCACGAGGUGUACAUGGCUGUUGUCUACACUACACAAAUGAAUUGGCUUUCAUCCGACAGAAACUCUUGGAGAUUGAGACCAAGCAAUCGAACUUACUGGAUCUCAUACAGGCUUUUAUGGGGAGCACCAUGGAUGGCUUGACUAUGUUGCAGUCAAAGGUGCUUGGUCUAGAGCACACAGUUGAUACAAUAGCACAAGAUCUUACUGGCAGCAGGAACCAUUCUAACAUGGCCAGCUCCAAGCAUUUCAAGAACAGCCAGAGUAUCUCUUCAUCUCCUAGACUCUCUAAUUGCACUCCUCGGCCAUCUGUGGAUACAAGUUAUAGAAUGUCAUCAUUGUCUUUGAAAAGUAGAGAGCUAUGGGAGGAAACUACAUUCACAAAGAGCAGAUCAAGCACUUCAGUCAAACAAGGAGUGGAGCUGUGGAGGGACCCCACAGUAAAUAUGGUCAGAAAUCCAUUAUCCAAUGGGAAUGAAAAGAACAUAGAUCAUGGAAAUCAAAGCAAGAGGAACUGUCAAUCUAUUAGAACCGCAGACCGCACUGCUUUGGCUCGUACUGCUAACAACAAGCAAAAUAUUUUAGAAAGUAAGAAUAGCUUGUGGAAACGUGUUAAAGAUUUUCUUGGCACUGGGGACCUCGAGGCUGCAUUUGUUGAGGCUCUCAGCUCUGGUGAUGUUCUAGUUCUAAUAGAGCUUAUGGAUAGAACGGGCCCAGUAUUGGAAAGGUUAUCACAUGAGACAGCUGGUCAAAUUCUCCGGACUCUGGCAUCAAACCUGCUAGAUCAAAGGUUUCUGGACUCCAUUAUCCCUUGGUUGCAUCAGGUGGUGGAUUUAAGCACUACAAGGAAGCCCGAUUACCUCGUUAUGUCCCCAAAAGCCAGGAGGGAGUUCUUGUCAGCAAUACAGGAAGCAGCUGCCAUGGAUUUCUGUGAUCCUGCAGACAGGAGAUCCAUUACAGAACUUGCACUGAAGUUGCGUCUAGUUUGGGGAAAAAGCACCUGAGCUCAGGAAAUAGAGGAACAAUAACAUGAGACCUAAUGCUAGGUGGAGAAAGAUGCCCAACCCAAGUAGGAAUUCAGCUUCACGAUGGCCUCAUCUGUUAGCAUAAUUUUGCUUUUCAAGUUGCAUAUGAAUUGAUAUUCAUGCAACAAGACCCAAUCUUCAAUGCAUAUGAUGGAUGCAUUUACCAAUGAAUUAUUGUUGAAUGGCGUUUUGAUGGUCCACAGCUAAAUGGGUGAAGAUAUCGACAGAUCUUGUUACAGUGUUAA
Magnolia sinica is the source of this 2956-nucleotide messenger RNA. Its product is annotated as TORTIFOLIA1-like protein 2. Gene Ontology annotation, cellular component: microtubule. Lineage: Eukaryota; Viridiplantae; Streptophyta; Magnoliopsida; Magnoliales; Magnoliaceae. Gene Ontology annotation, molecular function: microtubule binding. The coding region runs from base 162 to 2690 and encodes 842 amino acids. The record is from RefSeq and is a predicted model, not a curated record. The transcript has 7 exons.